Messenger RNA from Onychostoma macrolepis, 1146 nucleotides. RefSeq names its product acylphosphatase 1, erythrocyte (common) type (gene acyp1). The record is from RefSeq and is a predicted model, not a curated record. Lineage: Eukaryota; Metazoa; Chordata; Actinopteri; Cypriniformes; Cyprinidae. The coding region runs from base 1 to 519 and encodes 172 amino acids. Gene Ontology annotation, molecular function: acylphosphatase activity. The transcript has 3 exons.
AUGCAAACCGAUGAGUCGCCUCAGGUGAACUCUUUAAUAUAUGUUUCCAGUAGUGGUGAAGAGUUGUGUUUACACUCGUUGCUUAGAAACAAGACAACUCAAACUUCCUUUUCCCUUACCAUUGGCCAGUUGCGUCUGACGUCAUGCCGUAACCCGGAUGACCGACGCGCGGUGAUGCUGCUGCUGCUGCGCAUGUGCCGCUUCAUGAGCAAAACAGUGAUCAUGUCCUCUGAAGAGCUGCUGUCGGUAGAUUAUGAGGUGUUUGGGAGGGUGCAGGGUGUGUUCUUUCGGAAGUACACCCAGUCAGAAGGAAAGAGGCUGGGUCUGGUGGGCUGGGUGCAGAACACUGAUGCGGGGACGGUUCAAGGGCAGCUGCAGGGUCCCGCCUCCAAAGUCCAGCAAAUGCAGCAGUGGCUGCAAACCACGGGCAGCCCUCAGUCACGAAUUGCCAAAGCAGAGUUCAAGAACGAGCGGGCCAUCGACAAACUGGACUUUAAGGAUUUCAAAGUUGCUCGUUAAUGACAGAACAACUCAAUUAGUAUUUAUUAACAUAUACUACUUAUUUAUUUUCUUUUUGACCUAUGGUCUGUUACUGAUAAAUAUGAGGAAAAACCAUGCACCGCAGUGCAUCUCUUUUUUUAUUUCCAAAAUGCCUCCUUAUUGACAUUAUAUAACAUCUGUUGUAUAAUUUGAGUUCUGUACAUGAAAAUACCUUCCUGAUGUAACAAAUAAUAUACAAUAUAGACUCAAUGUCCAUGUUCACUCCUGUUUCUUUAAUGUAUUUCUGUUUUAUGGCUUAGCUUUCAUUCACACAUUAUUGUUUCUUUAUUUCAGAAUGCAAUAAUGGUUGUUUUUACUAUAUAUAUAUUAGUAUUUUAAUUUCAACUAAACAUAAAUGAAUUAGUAGAGGAGGGUUUAAGUGUGUGUCUUUCAAAAACUAUAUAUAUAUAUAUAUAUAUACAGUGGGUACGGAAAGUAUUCAGACCCCCUUAAAUGUUUCGCUCUUUGUUAUAUUGCAGCCAUUUGCUAAAAUCAUUUAAGUUCAUUUUUUCCUCAUUAAUGUACACACAGCACCCCAUAUUGACAGAAAAACACAGAAUUGUUGACAUUUUUGCAGAUUUAUUAAAAAGAAAAACUGAAAUAUCA